UACACCUACCUCACCUGUUCGUCCCUAAAGUGCGCGGUUUCGCUGCAUAAUUUCCAAAACAAAAAAUCACUUGUUUUGUCACUGGAAAAGCCACGGAUGCCUCCACGCGCAGUGAAGCGACCCUCCACGGCCACCACCACUCCUCUCAAGAAGAAGCCAGCAAUCCGCCCAACCGACGCCGUAUCACGCAAACCCUCGGUCCCUCCUACUACAGAGAAAAAGGGAUCAGAAAGAUUGGAGCUUGAAGAUGAUGAACAGCGGUUUGAAGCAGAAGAGAAUGCUGGUGAAAGUUUAGUGAUGGAAGAGAUUGUGGAUGGGAAUGAGGAAGAUGGGGUAGGGGGAAUUGAGGGAGAUGACAUGAUUGAAGAACUUGUUGAAGUUGAGGUGGAGGAAGAAGAGGAAGUGGAGGAAGAGGAAGAGGUGGUUGAGGAGUAUGUUGGAGAUGAGCAUGGAGAAGUACAGGAGUAUGAGGAAGAGCAUCAUGAUGUGGUUAAAGAGAGGAGGAAGCGUAAGGAGUUCGAGGUCUUUGUGGGGGGAUUGGAUCGGGAUGCUACAGAGGAAGAUCUUAGAAAGGUUUUUUGUCAGGUGGGUAUGAUCACUGAAGUGAGACUUUUGAAGAACCCAGUAACUCAAAAGAACAAGGGCUUUGCUUUCUUGCGGUUUGCAACUGUUGAGCAGGCUAGACGUGCUAUUUAUGAGCUGAAGCAUCCAGUGGUUAAUGGGAAGCAAUGUGGGGUAGCUCCAAGUCAAGAUAGUGACACUCUCUUUGUUGGUAAUGUAUGCAAGACCUGGGCAAAGGAGGAUCUGAAAGAAAAGCUCGCACAUUAUGGAGUUUAUAAAUAUGAAGACUUGACACUAGUGGAGGAUAUGAACAAUGAGGGGAUGAAUCGAGGGUUUGCUUUUUUAGAUUUCUCAUGUAGGGCAGAAGCCUUGGAAGCCUGCAAGCGAUUACAAAAGAGGGAUGUUGUGUUUGGUACAGAUCGAACAGCAAGGGUUGCAUUUGCAGAUACAUUCAUUGAACCAGAUGAUGAAAUUAUGGCACAUGUAAGGACAGUAUUCCUUGAUGGUUUGCCUCCUGCUUGGGAUGAGGAUCGCGUCAGGAUUCAUCUUAAAAAGUUUGGGAAGAUUGUGAAGGUGGAACUUGCUCGGAAUAUGCCAGCUGCUAAAAGAACUGAUUUUGGUUUUAUAACAUUUGACUCUCAUACUGAUGCGGUGGCUUGUGUUGAUGGUGUUAAUAAUGCUGAACUUGGUGAAGGAGAUAGGAAGUUAAAGGUACGGGCAAGAUUGUCUAGGCCACGCCAGAGAGGUAAGUCAGCUAGACAGGCUCGAGGAGGCUUUGUUGUUGCACAUGGCAGUGGUCGGGGUGGCAGGGAUCCCUGGGGCUCUAGUAGUUCUCGCAUUGAUCCUAGCAGGUCUAUAGAUCAUGGUGGGAGAAGCAUUCGAAGUCGUGGCCUGAUUGAUGGUGGCCCUAACCGAUCAUAUGGUUCAAGAGACAGAGAUGCAGUACCGUACGGAGUUAGGAGUGGACGACAAUUUUCUUCACCAGAGAAAUCGUAUAGUAGCAGGUCCAGUGGUUAUGGAAAGACCAGCUCAAAGAGGGACUACAUCCUGGAAGAUGAAUUAUUACCCAGGCCAUCUGAUUAUGGGAGAGUUCCUAUCGAUAGACACUCUUAUAGAGAUGCUUACCCUUCACGUGGAUCUGGGUAUUUGGGAAGUCCUCCAAGGAAAGUUUCUCGUGCUGCUGCUCGUAGACCAUCUCCUCCUUAUGAUGAUUAUGACUAUGGCAGAUACGUGGAACGACCCUCAAACUAUCGUGACAGUCAUAUCAGUGAUUACAGUGCUAAUCCCAGCUCAAAGCGACCCCAUUCUACAAUUGAGGAAGUUCACCCUCGAUAUGCUGAAGCUUCAAUCAGGCAAUCACGAGAUUGUUAUGAUUAUGGAGGAAGCAGUUCUGACUUGCCUUACAGUGAUAAGUCUUAUGGAAGUAACUCUACAAGGCUGGGACGUGGGUCUCGUCUUGUGUACGAUGAAGGAAGUCGGAGAUCUGCAGGGCAUUCUCGUGGACUGUAUGACACAAAAACAUCAACUAUUGGGUACAGAAGAGAUUCAGUUCUAACAGACGAGAUUAGUAGAAGAGAUGCAGAAAGGGUGUAUUCCAGAUAUGGAAGGGACUAUAUGUCUAGGGAUUAUGCGCCUUCUCAAUCAGAUCUAGGUGCAGGUCCAUACCCAUCUGAUUACUCCACCCGUCAAUUGGAUGACAACUACAUAAGUGGCAGAAGUUCUGGCUCAUAUUAUUAAGGUGAGUUUAUGUGUGGUUUUCUUUAAGACCUUGUAUGAAUUUUAUUCAGCCAAAAAAAGGACCUUGUAUGGAUGUGUAUCAAAUAGCACAUUUUGCGUCUAUAAACUAGCCUCUCAAGUUGGAGUGCUCCUUUGGGGGUUGAUUUAGUGGUUAUCUUGGAGACUCGCUGCAUCAUUACCAGAAUGAGUUUGGUGUUGAGAGUAAGGCUUCUCAUUACUUGAAGACCUUCAGAGAAAAUGUUUGCCUUGUCCAAUUUAUCAUAUGUAUUCUGAAGUUAAUCUACUAAGAAAUUGGUAUUAAGAGAGGAAGGUUUGAGGAUGAGAUCUGCAGUGGUAAGCUAUUUAGAGGAUAUAUGAAAAUUACAAUGUCUUUGGCCCUUGGUUAACAAAUGAAAAGGGAGAGGAUGAGAGACUAUGGACUUGUUAUGUACAAAAUUGAAGCUCAUGCUGCUGAUUCUUCUGUUUGGCAUUGCCCAAGUAGGUGGGUAAAUUAAAGUGUUAUAAAACAGCAGCACAUGCUGUUAAUAUUGUUUAUGGUCUUGAAUAUUUUGUGGAACUCCAGUUAUAAGCUUCAUGGAAUGCUUUGUGAUGGAUAACAAAUUAUGGUCUUGAGUUAGUAAAACAAUUGAAGUGGGGUGGGAUGAUGAGUAUCUAAAAUGACUGUGGGGGAAGUUAUCCCCUAAGAGUUUUCUAUACAUUUAAUGUACUUCCAUUUACACACACCUGGAUUAAUGAUGGAAUCUCAAAGAAGUUGAUUUACUUUAUAUAUUAGGUGGACUUGCAUUGCACAGGGCUUUCCAUAACUGAAGAGUUAUUUGACCAGUAAAGCUUGUGAAUGAUUGUACUGAGAUCAAAUGGUUAUUGAUUAAAUUUGCUUAAGAAGUUUGCUUCAAAUUACAAAUGGGAGCUGCGGCUUCUGGACUUUGGGUUCUGAUUGUUGUGAAAGACAAUUAUUUUCAGCUAAUUCACUAUAAAGAACACAUGCAUUUUGACAUAAGUUAUCUAGUACUUCGGUAGCUUAUGAACUUUUAAGAAAUUAGUCUUUUGGUGAUUCAAAGGAAUAAAUACUCGGAUAGCUACUGCAUUUUUGUGAUUGCCUAGAAGUGCAGUAAUUUUUGGAGAAACAAAACAUGAUUUAUCCAGGACCAUGGAUCUGACACCAGUAAAAUACUUUCAGAAAAUUUUCUAUGGUUCUGCUCAGCUAGGUUUUGACCGAUUUCAGUGGUAUCAACAUUUGCUUUUAGUAAUCUCCACUCUUCAUGAUAUACUUAUUUUGUGGAGAUCUAGGAUUAUGGGUAUGUUCAUUGGAGCUUGACAAAAAUAAUUAAAGAAACAAACGAUAGAGAGUUAACAUACUGAAGUGUUAUGGUGAGUUGUGAACACCUGAUUGAUCAUGAUGGUAAAUCCCUAAUGUGAUGGUCACAUUGAUAGAGUUGUUCCUUGCAUUAGCGAGUAUAGUUUAUGAGCACUAUGUUGCUCUCAAAUCUGAAGGGCUUAAAAACUCUGGCAGUCAUUUGAAUCUUUGAUGCAUAUGAGUUUGAAAAUAAGGUCACAUUGAUAGGAUGACUUAUUGAUGGCAAGAACCAUAUUAAUCCCUGCUGGGGACAUCAGUUUGAGAAAGUGACUAUUCCGCUCAAUCCCCAUGCUGCAGUUCCCUCCGGUCUGUUCCCGGGUUGGGUUAGGGGAACGUCCGAGCGAUUGUCUUCGUGGAUCCAAACGUGCUCAAUUUCUCUAAGGGGCUGGUUGCUCCUUGUAUGAGAUUCAAAAUACAUGGUAGUGCCAAAAUCAUUGGGAGAUUGAUUUCGGCAGGGAUUAUUUUCUAGGAGAUAAAUCUACAAAUUUUAUAAUUCUUGGUGGCUUCUUAUGGAUAUCGAACAACUGAGUAGCUUUUCCAGGGAGAGUUGUAGCCUGUAAAUUCACAAAUUGCACCUUAAACUUUUCUGUAGCUAUUUUCUAAAUGUCUAUCUGGUUGAUAUUGUGCU
This is a messenger RNA of Corylus avellana, 4280 nucleotides long. RefSeq lists its product as uncharacterized. The record is from RefSeq and is a predicted model, not a curated record. Gene Ontology annotation, molecular function: RNA binding. NCBI's taxonomy places the organism in Eukaryota, Viridiplantae, Streptophyta, Magnoliopsida, Fagales, Betulaceae.